This is a messenger RNA of Dendrobium catenatum, 1901 nucleotides long. Its product is annotated as nodulation-signaling pathway 2 protein. The transcript has a single exon. The record is from RefSeq and is a predicted model, not a curated record. Gene Ontology annotation, biological process: regulation of DNA-templated transcription. Gene Ontology annotation, molecular function: sequence-specific DNA binding; DNA-binding transcription factor activity. Lineage: Eukaryota; Viridiplantae; Streptophyta; Magnoliopsida; Asparagales; Orchidaceae. The coding region runs from base 155 to 1705 and encodes 516 amino acids. Gene Ontology annotation, cellular component: nucleus.
UAAUUAAGGGUUUAUUUUUAAUCCAUGAUUUGCCCCCUAAUCACACUUCAUUUAACCAAAUCACAAUCAUAAUUAACUUUAAACUUUGUUACCCUUUCUUCCGAGUCUCCGACAGCCAACAUCCCCUUCUUUCUUUUAUAUAUAAUAUUUAUAUAUGAUGUGUGUAUAUAUAUAUGCCAAAGAAGGGCAAACUUUGAUGCAGAGAAAAACAGAGAUGGAAGUAGUAGACAUGGAGUAUAUGAUGGAGCUCGCCUUCUCCGGCUGUAGCUCAACUAGUUCCACCACGGGGUUCGGCGACCUCGCAUGGGUAGACUGGUCGCCGGCGGUAGACUGGGGUCAUUUUUCCGUGGAGAACGACUUCAACGGCCUUCUCGAGCACUACGGCCUCCCAUGCACGCCGGCAGCCCAGGACUGGUCAACGAACGUCAGCCCCACCAGUACCAACUGCCCCGGCACGCCGGUGGAAGAGUUUCAGCAGCAACUCCCGCCGCCGAUGGAAAUCGAAAGAGAUAACGACAGGGGCCUCCGCCUCGUCCACCUUCUGAUGGCGGCGGCGGAGGCCCUAACCGGAGCCAAUAAAAGCAGUGAUUUGGCUCGAGUGAUAUUGGCUCGGCUCAGAGAGUUGCUCGCCGAAGGUGGAGCAACCAACAUGGAACGCCUCGCGGAGCAUUUCACCGACGCGCUCCAACGCCUGCUCGACGGAGUUGGCAGGCACGAAGAUCAGCCGCCGAACUCCGGCGAAGUGCUCGAGGCCUUCCAGUUGCUUCAGGACAUGUCUCCCUACGUCAAAUUCGGGCAUUUCACGGCCAACCAGGCCAUCCUCGAGUCCGUCGUCGGCGAGCGCCGCGUUCACAUCGUUGAUUACGACAUCAUGGAAGGAGUGCAGUGGGCCUCGUUGAUGCAGGCUAUGGUUUCUCAGCAGGAAACUCCUUCGCUCACACCUCCGCCGCACCUCCGAAUCACUGCUGUCACGCGCUUGGGCGGCAGCCGACGUUCGGGAACCACGGUUCUAGAUACCGGAAGGAGGCUGGCGGCCUUCGCAGCGUCGGUUGGGCUGUCCUUCUCCUUCGGGCAGUGCAGACUGGACGCCGACGAUCAGUUACGGCCGGCAGCGGUCAAGGUGGUGAAAGGGGAAGCGGUGGUGCUCAACUGCGCUCUCCACCCGCCGCAUCUUCCAUGGCGCUCCGCCGCCUCCAUCGCCUCCUUCCUCGGAUGCGCCGGCGAGCUCGGGGCCCGUAUUGUGACUGUAGUGGAGGAGGCCGUCGUUUUCGGUGGCAGUGAUGGCAGCGGGGGUUUUGUGGGGUCCUUUAUGGAGGAGAUGAAGAGGUACUCGGCGAUGUGGGACUCUCUUGAAGCAGGGUUUCCGAUGCAGGGGAAGGCGAGGGGAGUGGUUGAGAAGUUGAUACUAGGGCCGAUGAUCGCCGGAUCAGUGGGUAGGGCUUACCGGAGGCGGGAGGAGAGCGGAGAGGAGAGAGAAGGCUGGGCAGAAUGGCUGAAAGAAGCUGGAUUUCAAAGGAUUGGGCUCAGCUUUUCCAACCUCUGUCAAUCUCGCCUUCUGCUUGGACUUUUUAAUGACGGGUACAAAGUGGAUGAGGAAGGACCUAAUAAGCUCGUCCUAUGCUGGAAGAAUUGUCGACUUCUUUCGGCGUCUGUGUGGUCAGCUCCGGCAACAGAGUUGCCGGCGGCGAGCUGCUUCAGCUGGUGAUCAUCGUACUGAGUCAGUUCAAUUGUUAUAAUCUAAGUUGUCAAAACAGAUUCUCUAGCACAAUGGGAUCUAAGGAACUUCCCUGAUUCCAUUUCAGUUCAGAUGUUUCUGCAUCUCUAUUAAUAAUGUUUUGAAUGAGAUGUUUGGUUUGAGAUUAAAGUAUGAAUUAGUCACCCAAUUCCUCGGGUGAUUACUA